Molecule: messenger RNA, 411 nt
Organism: Gongylonema pulchrum
Lineage: Eukaryota; Metazoa; Nematoda; Chromadorea; Rhabditida; Gongylonematidae
Source: the annotation of a GenBank genome assembly
AUGGUUGAUCAGGGAAGCAGAUUAUGGCUCUGGAGCGACAAAACAGUCAGUACUUUUGCGAUCCGCGUGGCUAAAACGUAUUGGCUAAGCCGGAGCGGUCCUAUGACGGCAAUUUGCAAAACACUGGAACCUGACGAAUUCAAAGCGCUAUUCCCCAGAUGGGAGGAUUUCCAAAAGCCGUUGCGUUGCGAGCCAGUCGACCUGGAUGAAUUGUUGCGGUUGCGGACCAGGACCUGGCCGCUCGAAAAAGUGAUAGCACGAGAUCUUCCGCCGGGCACCGACUUAAAUCGACUGGAGCAGUACCUGGAUGACGACGAAUUCGCGUCACUUUUCCAAAUGGAACGUGACGCGUUCUACGCGCUGCCGCGCUGGAAACAGAUCGAAUUGCGCAAAAAACACCACUUGUUCUGA